AUCUCCAGCUGACGUCGACCCUCGACCCCGUCUCCCCCGUCUCCCUCGUCUCCCUCGUCGCUGUGUUCUCUGACUCCGGGUCGCCCUCGUCUGCUGUGGCCCCUGCAACAUGGAGAGCGUCCGCUGUGUCACUGAAGGCUGAGCAGAAGGAAUGAGGCGCUCCAGGAGAUGUUCCCAAGUGGCCUUGUGGAUGCAGUAGCUGGGUUUCGGAGUGCUUUUUUAUGACUCGUAUUGUAUGUGUGUCCGUGGGCACAUCCUAGCACAACCUGCCUUCUCCUCAGGCAGGGACAUGCUACUGUGAGACUGGAGCUGAAACGUAGAAGAACGGAGCCCCUCUGGUAAACAAGGAACACGACGAAGAAAGAAAAAGGGAAGCACUCGGCAUAAAGAGCCGCCUGACAGACACACGGGGGCACUUCAGCUGUAGUCUGAGCUCGUCUUAAGUGUCUUCUGAAUCACGUUUUAGCAGCAACACCUUUCCUCUGUCCCGUGAGAUUUGUCCCCCUCCCUAAAGCCUCCUCCAUCGCUGUUAUUGGAGUUUCUAUGGUUUGCAUGGCUGGAGAAUAACCGUGGAGAGGCCAGGGUAUCACAAGCUUAUGGAUUUUGACAAGAGAGGGGGCAAGGGAGAGACAGAGGAAGGGAAAAAGAUGUCUAAGACAGCCGGCAGCAGGACUGGACACGGGGGCCGGAGUUCGGGGACCAAUUCUGGAGUUCUUAUGGUCGGCCCAAACUUCCGCGUGGGUAAAAAAAUCGGCUGCGGGAACUUUGGAGAGCUGCGGUUGGGAAAAAAUCUCUAUACUAACGAAUAUGUGGCCAUUAAAUUGGAACCUAUAAAGUCGAGGGCGCCGCAGCUCCAUUUGGAGUAUAGAUUUUACAAACAGUUGGGAAAUUCAGAUAACACGGAUGGAGUACGUCCACACCAAGAGUCUGAUAUACAGAGAUGUGAAGCCAGAAAACUUCCUGGUUGGGCGGCCAGGAAGCAAGAGGCAGCAUACCAUCCACAUCAUUGACUUUGGUCUGGCCAAAGAGUACAUAGACCCCGAGACCAAAAAACACAUCCCCUACCGGGAGCACAAGAGUCUGACUGGGACGGCACGCUACAUGAGCAUUAACACACACUUGGGAAAGGAGCAAAGCAGAAGGGAUGAUUUGGAGGCGCUGGGUCACAUGUUUAUGUACUUCCUCAGAGGUAGCCUCCCCUGGCAGGGCCUAAAGGCGGACACUCUGAAGGAGAGGUAUCAGAAAAUUGGGGACACCAAACGGGCGACACCCAUUGAAGUGCUUUGUGAAAGCUUCCCUGAAGAGAUGGCCACCUACCUGCGCUACGUGAGGAGGCUGGACUUCUUUGAGAAGCCUGAUUAUGACUACUUGAGGAAGCUCUUCACCGAUCUGUUCGACAGGAACGGCUAUGUCUUUGACUAUGAAUAUGACUGGGUCGGCAAAUCACUUCCCACACCGAUAGGCCCUAUCCCCAGUGACACGCCCCUGCAGCCCAGAGAAAGCCGAGACAAAGCACAACAGCAGACCAAAAACCAGGUGAUGAGCUCAACGAAUGGCGAGCUAAACACUGAUGAUCCCACAGCCGGACACUCCAACGCUCCCAUCACCGCUCCCACCGAGGUUGAAGUGGCCGACGAAACCAAGUGCUGUUGUUUCUUCAAAAGGAGAAAGAGGAAAGCCCUCCAGAGGCACAAGUGAAAGAAGAGAACGGAGAGAACUUGAAAACAUUGUGGUCACUGUCAAGUUUUAAAUGGAAGCAACUACACAGACCCCCUGUCCCUUAUCUCUUUCCAGCUCCCCCCCCCUUCACCUCUUUAUCCCUCUCAACUUAGUUCCCCUGUCACUCUGUACCUCCUCCCUCACCCUCCCAACCCCCCUCGCGCUCUCUCUUUCUCGUUCUCAGCGCUCCCCGGCUACUGGCGAGCUAAAGGAAUGUUGCAGUCCUACUGACUCCACAACAGACUCUUGAUUCCUUCUACGAAAAAUAAAACGUUACCUGCAUUACAACGGGGGAGGGGAGGGGGGGCUUGAGAAAAAGUAAAAAAAAGCUGUAACAAUGAAACUCGAAUAACGUGGCGUGAAUAUGAAAAAAUACUGUUUGAAACAGUUGUUGUAUUCUAGAUUCCAUAAAGAACGCAUAUUGUUCCAACAGUCAUCUGUUGAUCAGGGGGAACCGUUCGAGUGAAAGAAAUCUGCUCAUCUGAAAUUGUUUUUUUUCUCUUCUUCUUUCUUUUCAUCCUUUUUUUUUUGGUGUGUGUUUUGGGAUCAAGGUAAAGAGGAAAAAAGGUGAACUAUGCUGAUGUUAAAUCUGAGAGACACAGGAAGCAUUUCAUCUAUAAAACAGAAUUUCGAUGGAGGAUUUUAAUGUUUUUUUUUUUGUAAUUGAAUCCUCAGUUUUUGAAGUCAAAUCCCUGCAUUGAAAACUUAUUUUUAUGUUGUAGUGUUCUGGAGUUCAAUUCUUUUCCUCACUCUGGCUUUCUUUUUAUUUUUUUUUUGUCUGUCAACGUGGACUUUGUAGCACAGUCACUGGCCUCAGGUACUGUGGAAGAUUGAGAGAAACAGAUAUUAAGCUCUCUUAUUAUUAUUGCACUUUUGGAAAAAAAAAAUAAAACAAUUACAGUGGAAAACUUUUAGGUUUGAAAUUAACAAUUAAGAAAACAACUUAAUAAAGACUGAUCUAGGAAGAGUCCUUCACAACGCUUAUAUCUGAGUUAUGGCCGAACAAUGUUGUCGAUUUACAUGAAGAAAAAAAAAAGAUAUGUCUUUCGAUUUUUAUUUCUUACAUCAAAAUAAUUUACCAGGAAAUCAUAGUUUGUGCCUUUCUAAGUAAAAUGUUUAAAGCUCAA
Molecule: messenger RNA, 2846 nt
Organism: Morone saxatilis (striped sea-bass)
Lineage: Eukaryota; Metazoa; Chordata; Actinopteri; Moronidae
Gene: csnk1g2b
Product: casein kinase 1, gamma 2b
Biological process (GO): positive regulation of canonical Wnt signaling pathway; signal transduction; peptidyl-serine phosphorylation
Cellular component (GO): nucleus; plasma membrane; cytoplasm
Molecular function (GO): protein serine/threonine kinase activity; ATP binding
Source: RefSeq, a predicted model, not a curated record